Choloepus didactylus (southern two-toed sloth) is the source of this 1815-nucleotide messenger RNA. RefSeq names its product chordin like 2 (gene CHRDL2). The record is from RefSeq and is a predicted model, not a curated record. The coding region runs from base 438 to 1703 and encodes 421 amino acids. The transcript has 12 exons. Gene Ontology annotation, molecular function: protein binding. NCBI's taxonomy places the organism in Eukaryota, Metazoa, Chordata, Mammalia, Pilosa, Megalonychidae.
CCCCGCCGCCCGACCCCCGGCCCACCGAGCAGGGGCGCCGGCCGCCUCUAGCCCGCGCGCCCGGGAUACCCCGCUGGUCCCGCGCGCCUCUCCCGGCGCUGCGGGCUCACAGACCUCUGUCCUCUCCCCGGUCUGUCUUCUCUCUAUAUCCGCCUUUUAUUGAUUUUCCCUCUUGCCGUAUCUUUCUCCAAUUCUUCAUCUCUUUUCCUCCUCCCCCCUAGUUCUCUUUCCACCUUUCUCUAUUCCUACCCUGGAUCUCCCUCUCCCCCGUUUCUCCUCAACACCUUCUUCUCGGUGCUUCUCUGGCUCGCCUCCGUCACAGCAGCCCUCUCUGGGCCUGUGGGUCGUUCUGUGACCCUGUGCCUCAGUGUCCUUCUCACCUCCCUUUGACCCGACGCCCCCUCCCGGCUCGGGGCCCGGCCCUAGGGAAGAGAAGGAUGGUUCCAGAGGUGAGGCUCCUCUCCUCCUUGCUGGGACUCGCGCUGCUCUGGUUCCCCUUGGACUCCCACGCUCGAGCCCGCCCAGACAUGUUCUGCCUUUUCCAUGGGAAGAGAUAUUCCCCCGGUGAGAGCUGGCACCCCUACUUGGAGCCACAGGGCUUAAUGUACUGCCUCCGCUGUACCUGCUCUGAGAGUGCCCACGUGAAUUGUUACCGCCUCCACUGCCCACCUGUCCACUGCCCCCAGCCUGUGACUGAACCGCAGCAAUGCUGUCCCAGGUGUGUGGAACCUCACACUCCCUCUGGGCUCCGGGCACCCCCAAAGUCCUGCCAGUACAACGGGACCGUGUACCAACAUGGAGAGAUCUUCAGUGCCCGUGAGCUGUUCCCCUCUCGCCUGCCCAACCAGUGUGUCCUGUGCAGCUGUGCAGAGGGACAGAUCUACUGCGGCCUCAUGACCUGCCCCGAACCUGGCUGUCCCACACCUCUCCCGCUGCCUGACUCCUGCUGCCAGGCCUGCACCGAUGUGUCAAGUGAGCAGCCAGCUGAAGAGGAUACCACGCAGUCACAGGAUGAGGUGACACAACCUCAGGAUCCAUGUUCAGGUGACAGCGGGAGAAAGAGAGGCCUGGGCACCCCAGCCCCCACCGUCCUCAGCUCCCCUCUGGGCUUCAUCCCUCGCCACUUCCGACCUAAAGGGGCAGGCAGCACCACUGUCAAGAUUGUCCUGAAGGAGAAACACAAGAAAGCCUGUGUACAUGGUGGGAAGACAUACUCCCACGGGGAGGUGUGGCACCCGGCCUUCCGCUCCUUCGGACCCCUGCCCUGCAUCCUGUGUACCUGUCAGGAUGGCCGCCAGGACUGCCAGCGCGUGACCUGCCCCACCGAGUACCCCUGCCAUCACCCCGAGAAAGUGGCCGGAAAGUGCUGCAAGAUCUGCCCAGAGGACAAGGCAGACCCUGGUCACAGUGAGAUCAGUGCCACCAGGUGUCCGAAGGCACCCGGCCGGGUUCUCGUCCACACAUCGGUGUCCCCAAGCCCAGACAACCUGCACAGCUUUGCCCUUGAGCGUGAGGCCUCUGACCAGGUGGAGAUCUACCUCUGGAAGCUGGUAAAAGAUGAGGAAACUGAGGCUCAGAGAGGUGAAGUACCUGGCCCAAGGCCACACAGCCAGAAUCUUCCACUUGAUUCAGAUCAAGAAAGUCAGGAAGCAAGACUUCCAGAAAGAGGCACAGAACUUCCGGCUGCUCACCGGCACCCAUGAAGGUCACUGGAAUGUCUUCCUAGCCCAGACCCCGGAGCUGAAGGUCACGGCUAGUCCAGAUAAAGAGACCAAGACCUUAUAACAGAGACCUAAACAGCUGCAUAUAAGAGCU